AUGGGGCUGUGUACUCUGGCCAGCCUGGCAGACCUGCACAGGUUUGUUUUGGCCUCCUCAUGGUACAGUGACUUCCCCACUGGCAUCUAUCCUGCCCGGGCGGGGGGUGGGGGAACCUCGGUGUCGCCGUCAGCGCACCAGGAAGGCCAGAGACCGGGAGAGUCAGACGUGGGGCGCUGGGACUCCAACCGCCCGCGCGGGUUCAGCAUUCGGGUCGACGGGCUGGGCCCGAAGGGGACGGCUGCGCGCGCGCCCGGGCCUGUGGAGAAGUCCUCAACCCUCCCCCGGCUUUUCCUCCUCUCGUCCUCACCGCCAGCUGUCCCAACGCCGCCAUACCUGCCACGGGCUCCGCGUCUCACGUUCCCCGCCCGAGGCACUCGCUCCACCGCCGGCGCCAGGCCUCUUCAAGCCGUUGCCCGCCGCGACAGCCUCAGCCUGCGCCUCCCGCCCCCGGAAACACUUCUCGGUUCCGCCCCCGAAACCGCCAGUGCUUCCGGAGGUGCUUCAACGAUAGAGCGGUGUGCGCAUGCGGGAUCACGCUCUGGGCGGGGCGUCAGGAGCGGACGCCGAGGUGUCCGCGCGUGUGCAGUGCGGGCUGGCGCAAACCCGGAUGAAUUGAAAACAAGGCGUCAAGACAGAUAUCAUGGCAGUACUCUUCCCAGUAGCCAGAAGGUGGAAGCAGCCUGGCGUCCAUCAAUGCCGGUGAUGGAUGGAUCAACACACUGUGGUGUGUACGUGCAGUGGAGAAGUAUUCAGCUUGAGAAGAAAGGAAAUUCUGGCACAGGCUUCAACACUCUGAGAUGA
Messenger RNA from Sciurus carolinensis (gray squirrel), 804 nucleotides. RefSeq lists its product as uncharacterized. Lineage: Eukaryota; Metazoa; Chordata; Mammalia; Rodentia; Sciuridae. Bases 1 to 804 code for a protein of 267 amino acids. The record is from RefSeq and is a predicted model, not a curated record. The transcript is spliced from 3 exons.